This is a messenger RNA of Sinocyclocheilus rhinocerous, 563 nucleotides long. Its product is annotated as iron-sulfur cluster assembly 1 homolog, mitochondrial. The transcript is spliced from 4 exons. The coding region runs from base 60 to 449 and encodes 129 amino acids. Gene Ontology annotation, cellular component: mitochondrion; cytoplasm. NCBI's taxonomy places the organism in Eukaryota, Metazoa, Chordata, Actinopteri, Cypriniformes, Cyprinidae. The record is from RefSeq and is a predicted model, not a curated record. Gene Ontology annotation, molecular function: 2 iron, 2 sulfur cluster binding. Gene Ontology annotation, biological process: iron-sulfur cluster assembly.
AAGAGGCGGGCGUACCGCGCAUUAACGCUGGUGUUUACAUCCAAACCCAAACUCCCAACAUGUCAGCCUCUAUAGCACGGGCGACGGUGAAGGCGGUCAGCAGACGGAAAAUACUGCCAACGAGAGCCGCUUUAACGCUGACGCCUUCAGCCGUGAAUAAAGUCAAACAACUUUUACAGAAUAAACCAGAUCAUAUCGGCCUGAAGGUUGGCGUUCGAACCAGAGGUUGCAAUGGCCUCACGUACACACUAGACUAUACUAAAGAGAAAGACAAAUCAGACGAGGAGGUGUUACAAGAUGGCGCGAGAGUGUUCAUAGAGAAGAAGGCUCAGCUGACGCUGCUCGGCACAGAGAUGGAUUUCGUCGAAACGAAACUUUCCAGCGAGUUCGUGUUCAACAAUCCCAACAUCAAAGGGACGUGUGGUUGCGGGGAAAGCUUCAACAUAUGAACCUCGCCACAUGCUUGGCUUCAUCUAGAGCUCGAGCCCUCCAGGACAUCCUAUGGAAGCCCGUUUCCGCCACUGAAUAAACAAUAAAAAAGGUAAUUGCGACUUUUUAUUUCA